Molecule: messenger RNA, 1646 nt
Organism: Cornus florida
Lineage: Eukaryota; Viridiplantae; Streptophyta; Magnoliopsida; Cornales; Cornaceae
Exons: 1
Coding region: 421-1323 (300 amino acids)
Source: RefSeq, a predicted model, not a curated record
CUAAUCCAUUCCCAAUCUCCACACAACACGUUUCGCGUUACAUUGUUUAUCUCCACGGACCCACGUGACAAUCACGUGCCUGCGUUGUCGUUAACGUUCUGCAACCAACAAAUCCCCAACCAUCACCACCACAUUUCUAGGGUUUUUAGGGUUUCAUCGAACUCCUAAUUUCGAAAUUUUCCUAUUCCUGACGGUCUGAUUUCACAUUUCUAGGGUUCUUAGGGUUUCAUCAAACUCCUAAUUUUUUUUAAUAAAAAAAAUCCAAUUCCUAACGGUCUGAUUUUCAGUUACAUGACCAAUCCAUGGCGUGAAUUUGGAUUUUCCUGCGAUUUUCUAGGGUUUAGGUGUCGUGAUGUCCUGUUUCGCAGUGGAAAUUAGGGUUUUAAAUGGUUUAAUCAUAUGAUUGAGUAGUAUAAGAACAUGGAUCAGUCUCAGAUGAUGAAUCGAAGCUACGGACUUUGGCUGCAGCCACCACCACCUGUUACUGAAGAUCCGACCAAGUUUCAGAACUCUCAAAGACCUAAUUUUGCAUUAACAAAGCCUGCAUGGAGCAAUUGGAAGGGCAAAAAAUCCGAAAUGCGCCGAAAAGACCCUCUUGGCAUCGGCAACCUCACCGCCGGUGGCUACGGACCUCCGAAUCUCAACGAAUUGCAGUCUCAGAACCGCUUGAAAGCUCGCCGAUUUCACCCGAAGAAGAAAUUCAACCGUUUUGCCCCGUUUGCGCCGCGAAACACGACGUCGUUCUUAAUCCGGGCGAAGAAGUCCGGGGGUAUUGCUUCGCUUGUCUCGCCGUGUCCGGUGACUCCGGCGAUACUGCCGACGCCGAUAUUUUCACCGUCGAGGGAGGUUUUGGUUGAUAUGGCAAAGGAAGAGUGGGGUGUGGAUGGGUACGGAUCGAUGAAGGGCUUAAUUCGGCUUCGAUCGCCAGGACACGAAGCUGAGGAUGAGGAGGAAGGUGGAGGCUCGAGUGACAGUGAUGCAGAAGAGCACGUCGAAGUAGAGAGGCGAUUGGAUCAUGAUUUGAGUCGAUUCGAGAUGAUAUAUCCCAACAGUGGUGAUGAACAGAACAAUCUUUUGGAGAACCGAGUAGAUGAUCAGGACACUCAUAUAUCACAAUUGGAGGAAGAGAAUUUGACCUUGAAAGAGAGGCUUUUCUUGAUGGAGAGAGAGUUGGAGGACUUGAGGAGGAGGGUUCAUUGUUUGGAGACGACGACCGUGCAGGUGAGGAAUAACAACGAGGAGGCUUCAGAGAACGCGUCGGAGAAUGAAGGAGGUGGUGAUGUUUGCUCGGAGAAGAGUGUCGGUGAUGGCGAUGUUGUGUAAAGGAGGUGAAGUAAGUCUCUGCUCUGAAGUCUUGAACUGAUGAUGAUGACAACUUUUUAGGAAUUUCCGGGUUGCUUCUUUGUUAUUGUGCAAAAAUUUGUAUAUAUGUUGUCUAGGUUGUGGUAGUUCUUGUUGUAGUUACUUUGUGGUUCCUGCUAAUCUGGGUUGGACUAAUUAGGAGUAGAAAUGUUCAAAAGAGUCUAAACUCACUCCUCUCUAACUAAUAUAGUUGCCACUUUGUUGUUUAAAUGGGAUGUGAUGAUAAUAAUUGUUGGUUUUGGAAUAUAGUUUUUAUGCAGUGGGUACUCAUUCUUUGAUAUCAA